Messenger RNA from Malaya genurostris, 1152 nucleotides. Its product is annotated as tax1-binding protein 3 homolog. Gene Ontology annotation, molecular function: protein binding. The record is from RefSeq and is a predicted model, not a curated record. The coding region runs from base 204 to 575 and encodes 123 amino acids. The transcript is spliced from 3 exons. Lineage: Eukaryota; Metazoa; Arthropoda; Insecta; Diptera; Culicidae.
GAUUUAGUAUGUAUGCGUUUAUCUACUGUCGCAGCCAGUUCUCGAAGAUUGUGUAAAGUUUGAAGAAAAUACUUGAUUAUUAUUCUAAUUCAUAAGCACUACUGUGCAGUACUUCGAAAAACUACUGAAACAGAGCCUGUGGAAGUUUCAAAUUUGUUCUACGUACAGGGUAUCAGCUACUGGCUGAAAAUUCAAGUUCAAUCAUGGCAAAAAUGGCGUUCCAGCACCAGGCGGGCACCGCGAUGGAGUGCUUAAGCAUUCCCAUAACGUUGCACAAAGAAAAGGACAUCGAUGAGGAAGGUCGAGAAGUGCUGAAAUGUGGCUUUAAAAUUGGCGGUGGAAUCGAUCAAGACUUUAAGAAAAGUCCUCAGGGAUACACUGACUAUGGCAUUUAUGUCACGGAGGUUCACGAGGGCAGUCCAGCGGCGAAGUCUGGCCUACGAAUGCAUGACAAAAUUCUGCAAUGUAACGGGUAUGAUUUCACUAUGGUUACUCACAAAAAGGCAGUCAGUUACAUUAGGAAAAAUCCUGUGUUGAAUUUGCUUGUUGCACGAAAAGGUGUGACGUCUACCUAAUGUCGCAAAUUCAGUAGAUAUUAUUAUAACUCUGUGAAAUUUUACCUUACGAUACGUAUUUCAAUGCACGAUUACAUUAGUUCAUUGUUAUCAGUAGAAGUACUACCGUAAUCAAAACAGGUAUCCUAAGCUUAGUUUAGUAGGUUAAAAUAGGGAUAAACGAGCAAAGGUUCAAAAGGCAGUGAUAUAGAUAAGAAUUCAUACAACCCUGCCAAAUCACAUUUAUAUUAGUUAUAAUUUUAUGUUACGGGGUUUUACCGUUAUUUGAUGUAAUGUUUUAUUGUCUUUAUUUACAAUAUGUUACUCGAUAUUAAAUCGAAAGUAUGCAGUUGCGAAGCGAUGAAUUCCAAUAAAUUCAUACUAAAAUUCCAUACAUCAUUUUUCAAAAUAGGAUUAUUUUCAUCAAUUUUGUAUAUGCUGGGAAGCCAAUAAGCGAUUGGAAUGAACUUGACACUAAAGUUACAGUUUUUAUGGAUUCUUCAAUAAGUUCAUUCUUCGAGAAAAAUACGUUAGUGACGUUUCAGCAGAAUGAAAUAUACUUGGCUAAAUUUUGUUGUCAAGGACCUAUAAUAAUUCA